Messenger RNA from Patiria miniata (bat star), 1249 nucleotides. Its product is annotated as protein jagunal homolog 1-like. NCBI's taxonomy places the organism in Eukaryota, Metazoa, Echinodermata, Asteroidea, Valvatida, Asterinidae. Gene Ontology annotation, biological process: vesicle-mediated transport; endoplasmic reticulum organization. The coding region runs from base 154 to 696 and encodes 180 amino acids. Gene Ontology annotation, cellular component: endoplasmic reticulum membrane. The record is from RefSeq and is a predicted model, not a curated record. The transcript has 2 exons.
AUGUGAGGGCGCUCUUUAUCUAGCAUCGCAUGCAUCGACCGAUUUGUGUACUGUACGUACGUGAACGUACGUGCAGCGCCAGCAGAUGUCUCCUUAAAAAAAUAAGACAAUUUAUUUGUAUUCUUGAGGCAUUCUUGAGGAAAGUGAGUAACUAUGGCGUCUCGUGGAGGGCCAAGAGCUGCAGGAUCCGAUGGCAGCGAUUUUUCACACAGAGAACAAGUUGCCAGUCGGUAUCAGGCAAGCACGGCCUUGAAAGCCAAACUGAAGGUGUGCGCCUACGUCAACCUGUUUGUCUGCCUGCCCGUGGCUCUCUUCAUUAUCAACUCGCAUCUUGGCCUUGUGAGCCUGCCCGAUGAGACAGGUCCCCAUCUCAGCCACUACCUGCUCCUUGCGACUUGCCUCUCCUCCGUCUUGUACCUCGCCUCCCUGCCUCGCAAUAAGAAACUCAUGGUGCAGCUGGCCAAUGUGGUCGUCGUGGGUUGCGGACUGGGUGGUGCGGCGUGGGGACUCUAUUCCUAUUUCUGGAUUCUCAAACCGCUCCUCCUCAAGGGGGAGUUCAGGAUGAUAUUGCAGUCGCCGAUGGUUCUACCUUUGGCCUGGUUCAUUGUGUUUAUGAUUAAGAUCCUUCUCUACAGUCAGACGCUGUACUACGCAAGGCAGUUGAUGGGUACAUGGGACACUAAAAAGACCAAGUGAUUACAAAAUCGAAUAAUUGAGCUGAUUGUGAACAAAACAGAACAGGAAUAAGUUUAAAAAGCAUUGGGUGUCUUUAACAUUCAUCUUUUAUGUAUGCGUGUUUCCUUUUAUAUAUGUUAAACUGGUUUUUAAAUUGCGAAAUAAAUUUUGGACAUGCAAAUAUAAAAACAAAAUUUGUUUGAAAAAUGAUUUGGGGUUUAUUCAAAUAAUACCACACAGUAAUGAAAUACUUGCACCAUACUUCAUCUUUUUUAUCAAUCGGAAAGUCUCAAAUUUAUUCAUUAAUACUGUUUUUGUCAGAAGUGAGAGAAUUUCAGAAUAAAAGUAAGAAAGUGGGUCGCCUACAUGAUCAUGAUUUGUACUUGAUAUUUAGUGAUUUUUAAAGGCACUUAAUUCAAUGUACAUGUAUUGUAAAUGUUCCUGUGCUUUAAAAACAAGAAGACGAAUUGGAUAAUUCUUUGCUAUAAUUGACAAAUGUAACUUAUUUAUUGUAACUUGAAAUAAAAAAACAACCAAUGUCUCAAAAUAAUUCAAUAAAUUAAGUUGAAUGUCA